Messenger RNA from Hyaloscypha bicolor E, 1200 nucleotides. RefSeq lists its product as uncharacterized. Gene Ontology annotation, biological process: regulation of DNA-templated transcription; aflatoxin biosynthetic process. Lineage: Eukaryota; Fungi; Ascomycota; Leotiomycetes; Helotiales; Hyaloscyphaceae. The record is from RefSeq and is a predicted model, not a curated record. Gene Ontology annotation, cellular component: nucleus. The coding region runs from base 1 to 1200 and encodes 399 amino acids. Gene Ontology annotation, molecular function: zinc ion binding; DNA-binding transcription factor activity, RNA polymerase II-specific; DNA binding. The transcript has a single exon.
AUGUUCUCACGGGCUUCAUCCUACUCAUCUCACAACCCCAAGUUAAGGGCCUCCUGCGAUACCUGUUUUUUGGCGAAGGUCAAAUGCAGUAAGGGUCGCCCAAUGUGCUCCCGAUGCCUCGCUUUUGGAGCAGAGUGCAAAUACAGCCCAUCCUCUCGAGCCGGCAAGCCGAAAUCAGAGCACAAAGGGAGCCGAUCUUCCAAGAAGAAUAGAUCGAUAUCAGAAGACACAGCCGUUUUCAGCCCUACCGACUACUCACCACCGGCACUGAGCACCGACGCAGAAGAUCCAGCAUCUUACUUCCCAGAGACAGACUGGUCGACAACACCAACCUCUGAAGCCGACGGAUAUGAGACUCAGCGUUUUGUAUCCCCUCCUCUCAUACCGGUAUAUGGCGACCACUCAUCUGAGUCAAACAGCGCAGCGAGUACUGUAGAUACACACGACCCAUAUUCAUAUUGGACGCACUCGUCACCGACCUACGUCAAUUCCCCAUACCUCCACAAUGUCGACUACUUGCACCCAGAUGAUGUCACUGAAUCGUCCAUCUCGCCAACGGCUCCCUGGGCUGAUCACUCAAACUCGUUCCAGUUCUCAAAUUCAGAUCCUUGCGAUCGACGACUCGGGUCAAUGCCCAACCUCUUCAUGGAUGAGUGUUUGGCGAGAACGACGACUUGCAACUGCUUCAACUCGUGUCUCGAAGCACUCCAGACACUUCACAAUUUUAAUGCGGUACCACCUGCUUCAUCUUUCGAUAUUGUCCUAACUGUGAACCAAAAGGCGAUGGAGGUAUGUUCAACAACGCUGAACUGUUCGAUAUGCAACUCCAGAUCAGGCUCCAACCACCGUACCAUGCUCUUAGGAACCAUCCUUGGGAGAAUUAUCCUGAUCUACCAAGACGCGUCAAGGGACUAUUUUGGCCCGGCAUCUGAACCUGGUAGUCACUCGCUUCCGCUCACUUUUGGUGUCUACAGAGUAGCGAGUGAGGACAUUAGAUGGAUGCAGUUGGUGAUCAUUCUCCGGGAUCUGAAGAAGUUCAAGGGAUUGCUCACUAGGUUUCAGAAGACGGCAAAGGGGAGCGAGGCAGAAGAGGAUAUCGAGAUGCAUCGUGCAGUCACCAAUCGCUUGUACCAGAGUUUGAAUCUCACAUGCCAUGCGUUGAAGAAGCACAAGGACUUUUCAUGGGGCCAAGUUGAUUGA